This is a messenger RNA of Aspergillus sclerotioniger CBS 115572, 1512 nucleotides long. RefSeq lists its product as uncharacterized. The transcript is spliced from 2 exons. Gene Ontology annotation, molecular function: sequence-specific DNA binding. Bases 258 to 1403 code for a protein of 381 amino acids. The record is from RefSeq and is a predicted model, not a curated record. NCBI's taxonomy places the organism in Eukaryota, Fungi, Ascomycota, Eurotiomycetes, Eurotiales, Aspergillaceae. Gene Ontology annotation, biological process: positive regulation of transcription from RNA polymerase II promoter by glucose. Gene Ontology annotation, cellular component: nucleus.
GCUACUUGUCCAGAACUUCAAACGCUCCUGCCCGGUCCUUGUGGUUCGAUCAGCUCGUCUACAUUGUCGCGUCCCCUUAUCAAUCCUCCUGCUAGUACGCCUGAGUUAGCGCGUCGCAUCGCAUCUACCCUGCAUACUACGCUUCAGCGUUGCGUCUGCACAGCUGUUCCGUCUGCGAUCUGCCUCUGACAGUGCGCCAUUAGCCACCCAAGUCGAAAGAACAAUCAGAAGCCUCUCGCUGCUCUCUAUCGCUCAAGAUGGCUUUCAUGAAUACUACCUCCAGCAUUGCCAUGGCCCUUGCUGGCAAGACUGCCUCCGUUGAUAUCCCCAAGCCUCGUCCCGGUUUCCCCAUGGGGGGCCGCGACUCCGCUCGCCCUGGACAUCCUGCGAUGCUGCCUACUCCGCCCAACUCCAUAUCCCCCACUUUGCCUCCGCAGGGCUUCAGACGACAGGACGCUAAUCCGGGAUACUCCCCGCUUGCCUCGUCGCAUGUGGAGUCUGAUGUCGACCUCGAAGAUCCCGCCGAUCAUGCAAACAGUUCUAACGGCGCCCGCACCGCCGCUCAUGACCUGGAUAGCACCGGGGCCAUCACACCAGGAAUGUUGGCCAAGUGCCACCUUCCUGAGAUUAUGCUUCAGCAUGGCCCCUUGGCGAUUCGCCAUCUUAUGGGCUAUCUGACGACUUGCGUCCCUGGGUUCUCAAGGAUUCCCCCUGCCAAAGCACGCAGGCUGGUGGUGGCUGCGCUGGAAGGCCGAGGCAGCGAUGAUAAGACUGGAGGUCGUGAAAGCGAUGUUGUCUUCGAAAAGGUUGGAUGGGGUCGCUGGGACGCUCGCCGCCGCGGUGAGCAGUCUCGGGAUGCGCAACACCUCAACGUGUCGCCACCCUCCAGCGUCUCCAACUCUUUCCCUCAGCGGGGCAUGCAGAUCCCUACAAAGCGGGAGAGUGUACAGCCGUAUGGCAGUAGCGUUACGGGCGACUCAGCUGUCUUCUCAUAUACCGAAAUGGAUUAUGGUGGGCAUGAUAUCAGCAUGUUGGAACAUGAGGCAGAUAAGAUGUCUCUCGAUGGGGACGAGCGCGAGUACUGCUCGUCUUCUGAAGCUCCUGAUGAUGAGAUGCAUGAUGAUGACUGGGGCGAAGAGGAUGUCACAGAUGAGGAAGAUUGGGCACAGAUAGGUGCUGCGGCGCUUCGCGCACGAUCUUUGAAUGCCACGGGUGGCUUUGUGCACGGGGCACUUCCAUCGCCGCAACUCCGCGGCGGAGGUCCCGCUGCGUCAUCGCUGGCGAAGUCCGCACCGCUCAGAAUCCCUGUUCAACAGCUUGGCUUUACUCUUCCGGAGGGCGUCAUGGGCGACCGGGAAGAGCGUGCGGCAGUCGAGGCGCUCUUACGACUUGGAUCAAUGUAAUAUAUGUCACGGACAGGCGUUUGCGACGUUCAUAUACCCUGCAACGCCUGCGUUCCUCGAUGGUUUUGAGGCUGGCCCUGCUUUACACUCCUUACGUUCUACGAUUUGA